This is a messenger RNA of Misgurnus anguillicaudatus (oriental weatherfish), 3193 nucleotides long. NCBI's taxonomy places the organism in Eukaryota, Metazoa, Chordata, Actinopteri, Cypriniformes, Cobitidae. The record is from RefSeq and is a predicted model, not a curated record.
AUUGACACAGAUCACUAGAGGUAGAAUGGCGUGUUAAAGAAACCCCGCAGAUACCGCAAUGAUGCUGAUGGCCGUGAUUCCCGCCACCGGAGGGCGUCCACGAGCGAUUUAAAAAGCGCACCCGCGGCGGUGGUCGCACCACAGAGCAGCAGCGGCUCGCGCUCGGGACAUGAAAGCUCAACUGAUUACAAAGUAACAAUCGCGGCGCGUCAUCAAAGUCGCGGCGGGAAACAUCAGAGCGUCGCCGCCCGCGGGGCUUUCCCGCGAAGCCGCGAGCUCACUGAAGUACAAGCAAAGAGAGAAAAGAGGAAUUAAAAGGCGCGUGGUCAUCACGAGGCACUGAUUCGCUUGUUGCCAUGCAAAUAAACGUCGUGUUCACUCGAUAGAGAGCCAGGAAUACAGCUGCUGCUGCUGCUGCUGCAGAGAGUUUCAUCUCAUCCUGUGUGUUUACUGAGACAUGAGAUAAAGACUCGGUCCAUCUGUCCAGUGAGGAUGUUUUCUUUACACAGAGAGAGAGAGCAGCCGUUCUUCAGCACAAGAGCUCAUGUGUUUCAGAUCGAUCCCGCCUCCAAACGCAACUGGAUUCCUGCCAGCAAACAUGCGGUCACCGUCUCAUUUUUUUAUGACGCUAGCAGACACGCCUAUCGCAUCAUCAGUGUGGGCGGGACCAAGGCGAUUAUAAACAGCACCGUCAGUCCCAACAUGACCUUCACUAAGACAUCACAGAAGUUCGGUCAAUGGGCCGACAGCCGAGCCAACACAGUUUAUGGACUCGGGUUUGCCACCGAACAACAGCUGCAUCAGUUUGCAGAGCGUUUUAAGGAGGUUAAAGAAGCAGCGCGUCUGGCCCGAGAGAAGUCGCAGGAUAAGAUGGAGUUGAGCAAUGCAGCGCUCAGCAUCGCAGCUCCUCAGGACCUGUCAGAUGAGUUACAGUCUCCUCCGGCGAUGUGUGUGAACGGUCCGGAGGAUAAACUCUUCAGGAGUCAGAGCGCUGAUAUCACGCUGUCCUCAGAGAAAGAGCGCAUUAAAAAGAUGCUUUCUGAAGGGUCUAUCUGUGAGAUGAAUCUAGAAGCUGAACUCUUCACGUUACAGGACAGUAAUGCUAAACUGGUGGCAGCGCUGCAUGAAGCGAACACUAAUGUAGACCAAUGGAAGAAACAACUGGCAGCGUAUCAGGAGGAGACGGACAGAUUAAGAGAUCAGGUAGCAGAACUGGAGGCUCAUGGAGUUCACGGACCCAGCGACCUGCUGAAAGAUGAACUGACUCAAUCCCUGGAGGAACUGGAGAACUUAUUAAAGGCAAAAGAUGAGGAAAUCCGUAUUCUUCAGAGUAAAAAAUCUGACUACCGUGAGCUGGAGCAGGAGAGAGAAGAGGCCAUUCACAGACUACAGGAGUUAGAGAUGCGUAACGUUGAGCUGGAACGUCGGGUACAGAACACAGAACAGAGUCUCGCCUCCGCACUGGAAGAUCGUGACCGCGCUGAGAGUGAAGUGCAGAGAGUCGUUCAGAUCCUCGAUGUCAAGAUAUUUGAUCUGAAUGACCUUCGACAGAGUCUGGUUAAGCUGAUCAGUAAAUAAAUCAUCUGAUCUGAGACCUAACCGCUGCAGAAAGCACAUCAUCUACUACAGUCUAUGAACAUUUCUGCACAAUGCUUUAUAUACCUAUAUCGCUUUCUUUUCUUUUUUUUCAUUUGAUUUGCACUGAAUUAAAGUUUUUUUUAUUUAAGUACAGCAAUAAACAUCAGUAUAGGGAGGAUGAUACAUCUGUGAAAACAAAUACUGAUGGUAUAUUUUUACACAGUGGUGUAUGAGCGUAGACAAGUUUAUUCUUGAUAUACACUACACUGUUAGUUAAAAACUCUUUUGUGUCACACUUGAUGUUUUGUAUCAGAUUUCAGCAGGCAGUGAACAAUAUUAACUUGAUACUAACAAUAUAGUAAAAAUUAUUGAUCAGUAUUAUUUUUCAGCUACUAACAUUUUAGUAAUUUUUUGCUUAAUUUUUGAAACAUGUUAGGUUUUGCCUGUUUCAGCUACAGAUACUGUUUACUGCUUAGGAAAAAGUGUUUGUUUAAUUUAUUGCCAGUUUUUGUUCUUUAGCGUCAGUAUUUUCUCUGUGUGUUUUCUAUUGGAGUGGAUGUGAUCUGCAUCACAGCUGGGUGCUUGUAAACCAAAGACCAGCUUGAAUGUGACUGUCAAACACCUUUGUGCAAUAUCGAGAACAGCUUUGACUUUAUCAGAAAUAACCAAUUAGAUAGGGGGAAAAACUCUAGUAUGUAAAGAAAUCCCUCACGCUCAUGGGGAAUAGCUUAUAGGUCUCCAUUGGGAUUGCAUUUAAACUGUAGUUGUCAUUAUAAAUUACAGCUCAGCUAAAGACAUGAUGGUUAUACUCAUCUGUGACUUUAAAGGGGUCAUAGCGUGAAAAUGUUAGCAUUGCCACUUUGUAGGUUUGAGCACAAAUGUGUCGUUUUGGGUGUGUCUUUUAAAAUGCAAAUGAGCUGAUGAAGUGCAAAAACUGAUCACAAUGAUGGUGGUUUGAUGCAAUUCAAACUCAAUUGUGUUGUGAAUUAUUUUUUCUCUGCACUAAAUGCAGUGCUGUGGUUGGAUAGUGUACAUUAAGGGGGCGGUAUUAUUCUAAUAAGACAUCAUAAGGAAAGCCACAUUUCAAUGACCUAUUUUUGCUCACACCUACAAAGUGGCAAUGCUAACAUUUUCACGCCAUGGCCCCUUUAACUGCAGUAUUAAAAGUGCUAACAGUUAUAAUCCAUCAAAGUUAGGCACAAACAAGAAAGACAUUUGUAUGUGUGCUUUUUUACGCAGUUGAUGUAGGAUAAAAUCAGGUAAUAACCACACUUUUAUAUUUAUUUGACAAUGGCGUUCUUUCAGUAUGUGUACUGCUUUAUAGUCUUAACAGUGAGCACGUGUUAUGAUUCAGAGAAAAGAAAAGCUAAAGCACAUCAUGAGAUGCCAUCAUAUCUGCUUGAAUUUCAAAGAAUAAUGCAAGUCUUGAAUUUUUUUCACAAACCCAAAUGGUCCAGAUAUAAGCUUUGACAGGCAUGUCGAUGAAACUAGAAUUAAAUCAUUUAUACUGAACAACUAAAGCAACAAGUCCAAGUAUUCAACAACAAACAUUGUCUCGGUUAACAUAAAAGACAAUCUCAGAAUAAAUGAAUAUCAAAAUCUAUUUUGUUUGUGC